UGUGUUACUUUUAUUAGGUAAAGGAAAAUAAAAUACAUUUUUUACAUCAUAAUGGGUGCCUAUUUAUCUGCCCCUAAUACUGAAAAGAUUUCUCUUGAUGAAUCACAAGGCCAGUAUCAGUUUGGAGUCUCUGGUAUGCAGGGAUGGCGCAUGUCAAUGGAAGAUGCUCAUUGCUGUCUACCUGAUAUUGAUGGAAAAAACAAUGCAUUGUUCGGUGUUUUUGAUGGGCAUGGAGGCAGAGAAGUUGCUGAAUAUUGUGCUCAAAACUUCGACAAAUUUUUACUUGACAAUGAGUCUUAUCAAGAAGGAAAGAUAGAUGCUGCAUUGAAAGAAUCUUUUAUGGCAAUUGAUGAAGCAAUUACUAGCAAAGAGGUUAUAGAAAUAUUAAAAACACUUGGUGGACUUACUGAAGAAGAAAAUGAAGAGGAGGAAGAUGAAGCUGCUAUGCUUCUUGAAGAAGCACACAUGCCAUUAGAAGAAUUGUUACAAAAAUUCAAAGGCAAUGUUAAAGAAAAACUAGUAGAAAAUGAUAUUUUACUUGAGAAGGAAGAAGAAAAAGAACCUGUGGUUAAUGGUAUAAAUGGACAUGAAUCAUUAAAUUCUUCCUCAAGAUCUCGCAAACAAAGGAAACCAGUAAAAAGGAAUCUUGAUGGCGAUCAAGAUAGUUCGUCAGCUGCAACCACCAUUGUGGGUGGAAGCUCUUCCAGUUCUGCCACAGCAACCGAAAGUGUAUCAGAUUCUGCCUCGAAGAACACUACAGAAGAAGUCUCCUCCGUUUCACUUGUAGCAGACUCUUCAUCAUCCAGCACCAGCGCUGCUACUGAAGACUUGAACUCUUUGGCAGGCUCCAGUUCAGGAAAUACAGUAGAUAGUAAAAGUAACGAUGACCCUGAUUUUAACGCUGAAGAAAAAGAUGGUGAUGAUGAAGAGGACAGUGAUAAUGGGGAUGAGGAUGAUGGUGAGGAGGAUGAAGAAGCAUCAGAGUCAGAUAGUGAAGAGGAGUUUGAAGAUAGUGAGGGAGUAGAAUUUCAGCAAGGAUCAGACGAGGUUGGAAAAGACAGCGGAACAACAGCUAUUGUGGCGUUAAUUCACAAUAAAACGUUAUACGUUGCCAACGUUGGCGACUCGAGAUGCGUGUUGUGUCGAAAUGGUAAAGCUAUGGACAUGUCAGUGGAUCACAAACCGGAAGACGAAAUAGAAAAAAAUAGGAUAGAAAAAGCGGGCGGCAAGAUAACAAUGGAUGGGCGUGUCAAUGGCGGUUUAAACUUAUCUAGGGCGAUCGGCGACCAUACUUAUAAACAAAACAAAGAUUUAUCACCCGAAGAGCAAGUCAUAACUGCUUAUCCUGAUGUUAAAUCAAUAGAACUCACUUCCGAUGAUGAUUUUAUGGUACUGGCUUGUGACGGUAUUUGGAACAUGAUGUCCAGUGAGGAAGUGAUAAAUUUUGUAAGGGAAAGAAUCAACGAAAAAUCAGAAGAACAAAUAAAAUUGUCAAAAAUAUGCGAAGAGUUGUUUGAUCACUGCCUAGCUCCAGACACAGACAACGACGGGUCUGGUUGUGAUAACAUGACGUGUACCAUCGUACGAUUUAAACACGACAGUGAGAAAACAUCAACGUCACAAAAAAGGACACUGGACAGUGAUGUAGACAGAGAGUCUAAGAAGGCGAAACUGUCAAGCAUGGAUUGAUCUAUAUCAAAAGUAAAUUAUUCUAUGCUGAAGAUAUAUAGUAACUUUUACAAAGUGAUCCAAUGGGGACAUCCAGAUUAAUUGAAAACUUCAACGAUUUAUCAAAGCAACAUUUCGAACUCACUCUGAUGUAUGAACGUUACAAACAUUUUUCAGGUUUACCACAGUUUUUCACUCCAAUGAUAUGUGUAUACACGUGGUGUUUUUACAGCGAAAUAUAGUUUUUAAUCGAUA
Molecule: messenger RNA, 1923 nt
Organism: Hydractinia symbiolongicarpus
Lineage: Eukaryota; Metazoa; Cnidaria; Hydrozoa; Anthoathecata; Hydractiniidae
Product: probable protein phosphatase 2C 3
Exons: 13
Coding region: 52-1689 (545 amino acids)
Biological process (GO): protein dephosphorylation
Molecular function (GO): protein serine/threonine phosphatase activity; cation binding
Source: RefSeq, a predicted model, not a curated record